AUGGAACUUGCCAUUGUUCUGGGGCACAGCAAGGGCCCAUGGCUGAUGAUGGCGCUGGCUGUUGGCACAAUGCAUGUAUUGACAGCCCAGUCGCAUCCUGCAGCAGUUUGGGCAGUGCUGGCGGGGAAGGUCCUGCAGCUGGCAGUGCUGCCCCUUGCGCUACAGCUGCCCUUCUCACAGCACUUGGCUGUGCAGGCAGCAUGCCUUACGGCUUCGCUGAUGGGCCUCCCCUGGGAUUGUGCCAACAUCAUGAGUCAGGUGCUGAGUCAGCUUUCGCACCUGCUGCAAGCGCCCCUGAAGCUGCAGUCGCCAGCCAUGCCGCCGGAGCAGGCCUGCCCAUGCGUGCUCGGCUUCGCGCAUACAAUGCUUGGCUUUGUCCUGCCGAGCAUCGUGCUGUACCUCUUAGAAGCCCAGGAGAGAGGGGCCUUCCGGCGACUCAAGCGCGAAGGCCCCGGCCGCACUGAGCUUGGGCUGUGUUUGCUGGAGGUUAUUCUGAUCCCUUCGCUGCUGCUCUCACUGGCUGCUGUUAUUGUCUGGGAAGCCGCUGUUGCCCUGGCAGCCCACCUGCACUGA
Coccomyxa subellipsoidea C-169 is the source of this 573-nucleotide messenger RNA. RefSeq lists its product as hypothetical. NCBI's taxonomy places the organism in Eukaryota, Viridiplantae, Chlorophyta, Trebouxiophyceae, Coccomyxaceae. The transcript has 3 exons. The coding region runs from base 1 to 573 and encodes 190 amino acids. The record is from RefSeq and is a predicted model, not a curated record.